UUAAAUAAUGAUAAUAAAAAUGACAGCAUAACCAAAGCGGGGCCGCCAAUUGCCAAACAGCCUCCAAUCUCACGCCAAAAGAUCCCUUCUUCGCCAAAGAAGAAAAGGUGUUAUACAGUUCACACAGAAGCGUCAAUCAAAGAACUGAUCACCGUUGAGCGACACUUCAUCUUUUGGAUUACUCUCUCUCUAAUUUUUUCUCUUUGCCCUUUGAUUGAUUAUUUCAUCUGCGGUUCGCUGAGAGAAAAAGAAAGGAAAAUCAAGUGUGAAGCAAACACGUCAUUAUUAAAUAAAAGUGGUAGAGCGAUCUCAGAGGUUAAAGAGGGUACAAAAUGGCGACUCUUCAAACAUGGAGAAAAGCUUAUGGUGCUCUUAAAGAUACCACCAAAGUCGGACUCGCUCAUGUCAACAGCGAUUAUGCGGAUUUGGAUGUGGCCGUAGUCAAAGCUACCAACCAUGUCGAGUGUCCUCCAAAAGAAAGGCAUCUUAGAAAAAUCUUCGUUGCGACAUCAGCGAUUCGGCCUCGAGCAGAUGUUGCUUAUUGCAUUCAUGCUCUUGGCCGCAGAUUGGCCAAGACUCAUAACUGGACGGUUGCAUUGAAAACGCUUAUAGUUAUCCAUAGAGCAUUGAGGGAAGGUGAUCCUACUUUCAGAGAAGAACUUUUAAACUUCUCUCAGAGAGCACGGAUUCUCCAACUUUCUAAUUUCAAGGAUGAUUCUAGCCCUAUCGCAUGGGAUUGCUCUGCCUGGGUACGUACAUAUGCAUUGUUUUUGGAAGAGAGGCUUGAAUGUUUUAGGAUUCUGAGGUAUGACAUUGAAGCUGAGCGUCUACCAAGACCUGACCAGGGGCAGGAUAAGGGUUACAGUAGAACCCGGGAAUUGGACAGCGAAGAAUUGUUGACACAAUUGCCUGCUCUGCAACAGUUGCUUCACCGUCUUAUUGGUUGCCGGCCAGAAGGUGCUGCUAUAGGCAACUAUGUUAUACAGUACGCUUUGGCUCUGGUGCUGAAGGAGAGCUUCAAAAUAUAUUGUGCUAUUAAUGAUGGAAUUAUAAAUCUUGUUGACAAGUUUUUUGAGAUGCCAAGACAUGAGGCUGUCAAUGCUCUUGAUGUAUACAGGCGAGCUGGUCAGCAGGCUAAUAGCCUUUCUGAUUUCUACGAAGUUUGCAAAGGAUUGGAACUUGCUAGGAACUUCCAGUUUCCUGUUCUCAGGGAGCCGCCACAAUCUUUUCUUGCUACUAUGGAAGAGUAUAUUAGAGAGGCACCGCGUGUGGUUUCUGUUCCAACAGAACCAUUGCUUCAAUUAACAUACAGACCUGAGGAAGGCCCUUCUGAAGAUACUAAAUUAUCCAAUGAUGAACCUGAGCCAUCUGCUCCUGCUGAUGAAAAUGCAGCUUUCACUGUUGAGACUGCUCCCCCUCCCCCUCCCCCAACUCAGACCAACAUGGACACUGGAGAUUUAUUGGUAAUGUUUCUUUUGGAGUUCCAUAAUGUUAUCCUACUUUUCUACUUCAUUUUUUUUAUUGCAUAUUGGUGGGUUCAGGGAUUGAAUUAUUCUGCACCUGAUGCCUCAGCAAUUGAGGAAAGCAAUGCUUUAGCUCUAGCCAUAGUGCCAACUGAAUCUGGUACUGCUUCAACAUUUAAUUCUAGUGCUGGUCAGCCUGUAGAAUUUGAUCCUACUGGAUGGGAACUUGCCCUUGUCACCACACCAAGUACCGAUAUUUCUGCACCUACUGAUAGGCAAUUGGCUGGUGGAUUGGACUCGCUCACUCUCAACAGUUUAUAUGAUGAAGCAGCAUAUAGAGCUCAGCAUCCUGCAUAUGGAACACCAGCUCCAAAUCCAUUUGAGGUACAAGACCCAUUUGCCAUGUCAAAUAACGUUGCUCCCCCACCUGCAGUGCAAAUGGCAGCAAUAGCUCAACAACAAAACAAUCCUUUUGGUGCUUACCAACCUGCUUAUCAGCAGCAGCAGCAACAAUUGAUGAUGAGCCCAUCAAAUCCAUUUGGUGAUACAGGGUUUGGGGCAUUUCCGGUGAACCAAGUGGCCCCUGUUGGUCAACCACAUGCUAAUAAUCCAUUUGGAAGCACAGGCCUGUUGUAAUGUUAAGUGUGAAGAGUUGGGUUUGUGGAUUUUGGUUGGUUUGAUCAGUUUGGGCAUCUUUUUAUGAGAUGAUGGAAAGAGUGGGUAGGUUGUGUUUUAGGCAUACGAUGAAUGGCUUUCAGCAGCUAUCUUUUAUUACAUUUUGUAUGGGGUUGUAAAGUCAGUAGUUCAAAGAUGUAAUAAUAUCUUAGAUGAUCACUACAAUUAUUUUUGAAAAUUCCCAGCCAUGUGCAUCUUUUGAAAUGUCAAUGAAUCUAUUCGAAUUAA
Molecule: messenger RNA, 2366 nt
Organism: Gossypium arboreum
Lineage: Eukaryota; Viridiplantae; Streptophyta; Magnoliopsida; Malvales; Malvaceae
Product: putative clathrin assembly protein At2g01600
Exons: 14
Coding region: 333-2099 (588 amino acids)
Biological process (GO): clathrin coat assembly; clathrin-dependent endocytosis; vesicle budding from membrane
Cellular component (GO): clathrin-coated vesicle; clathrin-coated pit
Molecular function (GO): 1-phosphatidylinositol binding; clathrin heavy chain binding; SNARE binding
Source: RefSeq, a predicted model, not a curated record